UAGAAUAGCUGGGCAGAAGAAGCCGUCCCUUUCACUCGUUCAAAACGACGUUUUAACGUCAUUACGUCGACGUUGGUGCGGAAGUCGACACGUGGGAAAAGAAGUCCACACAUUCUGGUUGGAAGGCCAAACCAUCGGCUAAGUAACCAGCCAUGGCAGUCCGCGCAUCCUUUGAAAAGAACAACGAAAUCGGCUGCUUCGCCAAACUUACGAACACAUACUGCCUUGUAGCCAUUGGUGGUUCAGAGAACUUUUACAGUGUCUUUGAAGGAGAAUUGUCAGAAACUAUACCUGUUGUACACGCCUCCAUAGCAGGAUGUCGUAUAAUUGGAAGGAUGUGUGUGGGAAACCGACACGGUCUGCUAGUGCCCAACAACGCCACGGACCAGGAGCUGCAGCACCUGCGGAACUGCCUGCCGGACAGCGUGAAGAUCCAGCGGGUGGAGGAGAGGCUGUCGGCUCUGGGGAACGUCAUCGCCUGUAACGAUUACGUGGCGCUGGUGCACCCCGACCUGGACAGGGAGACAGAGGAGAUCCUGGCCGACAGUCUGAAGGUGGAGGUGUUCCGGCAGACGGUAGCAGAGCAGGUGCUGGUGGGGAGCUACUGCACCUUCAGCAAUCAGGGUGGGCUCGUGCACCCAAAGACCUCAAUAGAAGACCAAGACGAACUGUCCUCUCUCCUCCAAGUGCCCCUAGUGGCAGGAACGGUAAAUCGGGGGAGCGAGGUCAUCGCGGCGGGGAUGGUGGUGAACGACUGGUGUGCGUUCUGCGGCCUGGACACCACCAGCACGGAGCUGUCGGUAAUCGAAAGCGUGUUCCGACUGAGCGAAGCCCAGCCCAGCACCAUCGCCACCACCAUGAGAGACUCGCUCAUCGAUAGCCUCACCUAAGAGACCUGCCGGUGUUGCCGGAUAUGCGCUGUUGGGAGUCCCGAGCGAUGUGUACAUCUGACACAUUUAACACACCGGACAACAUCCUUUUAAAGGAUGUUUAACCCCUGUCUGGUUUUUUUUUUUCAGCAACAACCAUGUAUAACGAUUAAAUGAGAUGCGAUUGUGUAACUGGCAGUGUAAAUGAACAAGUCUGCUAAAGUUUUUGUAUAAAAACUUUCCAUUACCGCUGGGUGCCAGUCACUUUUAAUGACAUAACUUUCUCAGUUAUGCAUAAGAGGGUCUAACUCUUAAGGAGUGUGAAGAAUGUUUAUUUUAUUGUUGUCGAUUGCUUAAGGAGUAGAAUAAAGUUAGUAGAACAAA
Messenger RNA from Anguilla anguilla (European eel), 1253 nucleotides. RefSeq names its product eukaryotic translation initiation factor 6 (gene eif6). The coding region runs from base 153 to 890 and encodes 245 amino acids. The transcript has 7 exons. The record is from RefSeq and is a predicted model, not a curated record. Gene Ontology annotation, biological process: ribosomal subunit export from nucleus; cytosolic ribosome assembly; maturation of LSU-rRNA. NCBI's taxonomy places the organism in Eukaryota, Metazoa, Chordata, Actinopteri, Anguilliformes, Anguillidae. Gene Ontology annotation, molecular function: ribosomal large subunit binding. Gene Ontology annotation, cellular component: cytosol; preribosome, large subunit precursor; nucleolus.